This is a messenger RNA of Eremothecium sinecaudum, 411 nucleotides long. RefSeq names its product 60S ribosomal protein eL27. The transcript has 2 exons. Gene Ontology annotation, biological process: translation. Gene Ontology annotation, cellular component: cytosolic large ribosomal subunit; ribosome. Bases 1 to 411 code for a protein of 136 amino acids. Gene Ontology annotation, molecular function: structural constituent of ribosome. Lineage: Eukaryota; Fungi; Ascomycota; Saccharomycetes; Saccharomycetales; Saccharomycetaceae. The record is from RefSeq and is a predicted model, not a curated record.
AUGGCUAAGUUCUUGAAAGCUGGUAAAGUUGCUGUUGUCGUCCGCGGUCGUUACGCCGGUAAGAAGGUCGUGAUCAUCAAGCCACACGACGAAGGUUCCAAGUCCCACCAAUUUGGUCAUGCCUUGGUUGCUGGUAUUGAAAGAUACCCAUUGAAGGUCACUAAAAGACAAGGUGCGAAGAAGGUUGCUAAGAGAACCAAGAUUAAGCCAUUUAUCAAGGUUAUCAACUACAACCACUUGUUGCCAACCAGAUAUACCUUGGACGUGGAAGCUUUCAAGUCUGUUGUAUCUACUGAAACUUUCGAAGAACCAUCUCAAAGAUCAGAAGCUAAGAAGGUUAUCAAGAAGGCUUUCGAGGAAAGACACCAAGCUGGUAAGAACCAAUGGUUCUUCACUAAGUUGAACUUCUAA